AUGGCGUCAAACAAAAAUCACCUUUAUCAGUAUACCAUCGAACAUGGAAUAAAUCCCAAAGAAUUUUCAAUCAUUACAGAGGCUGAGAAAAAUAGGUGGGCCAUGGGAUGUUUUCGUGGGGAUUUGAAAAGAGAUAUACGCUUCUAUCGUGGUGGAAUAGAAAGAAAAGAAGACCCUAGAAAAUAUUGUAAAUUUUUAAUAGAUCAGGAUAGGCUAAUCGGAGAAGAGUUAUUACGUCACAGUAUAUUAAAGAGUGGUUUAAGUACUAUAUGGCUAGAUGAUCUGAUGAAAGAAUGGGAAGAAAUCCAUACUUAA
This is a messenger RNA of Ambispora leptoticha, 315 nucleotides long. The record is from the annotation of a GenBank genome assembly. Lineage: Eukaryota; Fungi; Glomeromycota; Glomeromycetes; Archaeosporales; Ambisporaceae.